Molecule: messenger RNA, 1455 nt
Organism: Mustela lutreola (European mink)
Lineage: Eukaryota; Metazoa; Chordata; Mammalia; Carnivora; Mustelidae
Gene: ZNF706
Product: zinc finger protein 706
Exons: 4
Coding region: 908-1138 (76 amino acids)
Source: RefSeq, a predicted model, not a curated record
GGUCAAGUGUUGGGCGAAAUAGAUCUUACUCCCGGUGCUUUCCUCUUCCCUCCCCGAAAGGAUGUAGUUAAAAGCUAGGGUCAGGAUGUGGAUCACUGCCUGGGCCUCCUCGUUUCAGAUAGUUACGGAGAAUGAUCCUACUUCCUGAAUCCCAAAUCUUUUUUUACUCCGUUGUUUUUGGUUUUGAGAGGAUCUUUGGAGGCAAUACUUACUUGUUGCCUCCUGUAAGAGCUCUUCAUUUUAGAACUCUAUUCUUCUCCUUCCCUCUUUGCAGCUCUCUAAGCCACACGAAGAGUUACAUUUAAAAAAACCUGCGUUUAAGGUGUUUGUAAAUGACUUGUUGGCCCUCAGUUGUGUAUAAUCAAGAAGUGCUUAAGAGUUUGUAGAAAAUUCGAUUGGCCUGCGAGUAAUCCCAGAGUUGAGCUGUCCAAAAGCAGGUGGCUUGUUCGUUUGCAUUUCUGCUUUCAGAAAGGAAAUCAAUGCAGUGAGUUGUUAGAAGUUAGGGGCCUACCCCACGCGUUUAGACUGUUGAUUCGAUUUCCUUUACAGGGUUUUCGGUUUUAGAAAUAAGAAUAAGCUACCAGUCUUCACUUAUUAAAGCUUUUAUGGUUUUAUUUGUUACUGUUAGAUGGCAAUGGAAAAUGGGUUAAAUCUAUUGUGUAAUGUUAUAUUUUAGGAGAAGCCCUAAAUGGAAAAGUUAAAAAUAAUGUUGUGUAUCUCAUUACAUUGUACAGAUCACUGUAAGAAAAUGGUAUCAAAAUAGUUAAUAUCUUGUAAUUAUCAAAGAAACUUCUGGAAUUGGCAUAAAAUAGUUGAGGUUACCCACAAAAUCAUGUUAGCAUGUGUAGCAGACAUUGUGUAGAAGAGUUCAGAUGCAUGAGAGGACUGAAGUAUUCUGACAGAAGAUAUGGCUCGUGGACAGCAGAAGAUUCAGUCUCAGCAGAAAAAUGCCAAAAAGCAAGCUGGACAAAAGAAGAAACAAGGACAUGACCAAAAGGCUGCUGCCAAAGCUGCCUUAAUAUAUACGUGCACUGUUUGUAGGACACAAAUGCCAGACCCUAAGACCUUCAAGCAGCACUUUGAAAGCAAGCAUCCUAAGACUCCACUUCCUCCAGAAUUGGCUGAUGUUCAGGCAUAAAGUUGUUUACAGGUGAAUUCAUGACACCUUUGACUCUUCUACUGUCUCAGAUCUUAGGUAACAAACCUGCAGCUGCUUUUCUAACAAACUGUUGAUCAGCAAAAAUAAAGGGGCUACAGAAACACUCAUUUUUAUGCUGUUCCCUUUUGGGCUUCAUGCAAAGACAAUUCUGUGUAAAUGUACAGUUGACUCUGAUUUGGAAAUCUGAAAAUCAGUCCAUCCUUGUUAUAAAAAAUUUUUUUACAAUUGUAAUUAUAUUGAUGUUCAUAUUGUGUAAAAUAACUCAUUUAAUAAAGUAGUACUUUGAUUUUACAACA